AUGGAUCCCGAAGCAUUCUUGGAUCUGGCCAACCAGGUCAUCAAAUUGAAAAUGUAUCCUUAUUUCGACGUCGCACAUUCAUUAUUAUGCGCUCUAGCGGUAAGAGAAGAUUUGGGCUCUGGCGCUCAGGCUUUCUCCCGCAAGCACCCCUUAGCGUGCUGGCUGUCCACGAUGCUGGUGAUCUUUGCUGGUGGCAUGGUGGCCAACGCCCUACUUGGGGAGCCGAUACUCGCGCCGCUGAAGAACACGCCGCAACUCCUCAUUGGCACCGUCACUUGGUACUUAGUGUUUUACACGCCGUUCGACGUUGGCUACAAAGUGGCUAAAUUCCUACCGGUGAAGAUUGCAGCGUCCGCCAUGAAGGAGAUAUACCGGGCUAAGAAAGUUUACGACGGUGUGAGUCACGCGGCCAAGUUGUACCCCAAUGCCUAUAUAAUUAUGGUCAUAGUUGGAACGCUUAAAGGCAACGGUGCUGGAUUUUCAAAGCUGAUAGAGAGACUUGUGCGCGGUGCCUGGACUCCUACAGCGAUGGAAACGAUGCAGCCGAGCUUCUACACGAAGGCGUCGCUAGUUGCGUCUGUGAUAUUCGUCCUGGACAAGAAGACUGACCUCAUUUCUGCGCCGCACGCCUUGGUCUAUUUCGGUAUCGUCAUCUUCUUUGUCUACUUCAAGUUGUCUUCCAUUUUGCUGGGCAUCCAUGAUCCCUUCGUGCCUUUCGAGAACCUGUUCUGCGCACUAUUCCUCGGCGGGAUCUGGGACUCGCUUGCCAAAUUCCUUGGCAAGGGACAGCCUAAAGAAGAGAGCAAAGACAACAAAAAGACAAAU
Molecule: messenger RNA, 825 nt
Organism: Iphiclides podalirius (scarce swallowtail)
Lineage: Eukaryota; Metazoa; Arthropoda; Insecta; Lepidoptera; Papilionidae
Source: the annotation of a GenBank genome assembly